AUGACUACUAAGACAUAUGCUGCUUCUCAGACAUCAAGAACGAAAUCCUUAUCAAAUCCGUAUUACACAUAUACAUCUGAUACUACAUCAUCUGUUCAUACUCAUGUCUCUUCACUCAUCGUGGAUUCUAGUUCUGAUAUAUCUGAAAUAAAUAACCACAUUUCACAAGUUCAAGAAACUACAAAAGAUCAAAAAACUGAAGGCUGUGAUUCAUAUUAUUCUUCUAGGACUCAACCUCAGUGUAUUGGUAAUGACUGUAACACGGAGUCAUCUGGAGGCCUUUUGUACACAACUGGAAAAUAUGAUUCUUCCUUAGGCGAUAUGUCUUCUGAAACAACACCAAUCUUUGAAGCAAUCGAAAGCUCGACUUUUACUAUCCCAACAGAUUUCACUGAUUCAAAAAUAAUUCCAACAUCUACUGUUCUAUCUAAUACAGAUUAUAUUUCUACAAUAAUCACAAGCACGACUUCGGCUCACAUUUCUGUUACACCUUCGACUGAAUCUUAUUCUUCAACUCAAUCGUUAAAAAGUUCUGAUUCAUUAGGAGCGAAUGUUAAUGGGAAAUCCAGUCUUUCGACUAGGGAUUUAUCUACAGUUAUUCCAACGCAGUUAAGUUCGGAAACUAGUAGAAAUCCCUUAUUAAAGGAGUCAGAUAAUAUUAACUCAUUGGUUUCAACAAAAUACAUUAGUUCUCCGUCUAGUACUACCUCAUCUUUGACAUCAAAUCAAUAUAUAUUACCCUCUGAAGAAAGCACGAAAAGUAUAGAUGACUAUUAUACUUUUGAAGGCCGUGGUACUUUAACUAUGAUAAACUUUAGUGUAUUUGGUUUAACUUUCAUGGCAGUAAUAAUUAUAUUGUUUUAG
Vanderwaltozyma polyspora DSM 70294 is the source of this 864-nucleotide messenger RNA. RefSeq lists its product as uncharacterized. The record is from RefSeq and is a predicted model, not a curated record. NCBI's taxonomy places the organism in Eukaryota, Fungi, Ascomycota, Saccharomycetes, Saccharomycetales, Saccharomycetaceae. The transcript has a single exon. Bases 1 to 864 code for a protein of 287 amino acids.